Messenger RNA from Saxophila tyrrhenica, 909 nucleotides. RefSeq lists its product as uncharacterized. Gene Ontology annotation, cellular component: cytoskeleton. Gene Ontology annotation, molecular function: actin filament binding. The record is from RefSeq and is a predicted model, not a curated record. The transcript is spliced from 2 exons. Lineage: Eukaryota; Fungi; Ascomycota; Dothideomycetes; Mycosphaerellales; Extremaceae. The coding region runs from base 1 to 909 and encodes 302 amino acids.
AUGGCACCAAUGGCAGUCGAAGUCACCGAGCCCUCCAAGGCGCACAGCAUCGACACAUUCAGGUCGAGCACGCUCAGCAAAGAGAGCGAUGAGAAUCAGAAAGGCGGUGCAGUAGGUCGGACGAAAGAUGGUCGCCAACUCAAGAUCCGCUCCUAUCCCAAGUUCGAGAGUCUGGAGGAGGAACGCUUGUACAGGAAGCAGCAUCUCGCUGCCGCUUACCGCAUCUUUGCUGAUCGAGGCUUUGAUGAGGGUGUUGCGGGACACAUAUCAGUGCGGGAUCCUAUUCUGACAGACCACUUUUGGUUGAACCCGCUAUCAAUGCACUUCUCCCAGAUCUGCGUCUCAGACCUCAUCCUUGUAGACGAGGACGGCAAUAUCGUCAUCGGCGACCAACCCAUCAACGGCGCCGCCUUUGCCAUCCACAGCGAGAUCCACAAAGCUCGACCAGAUGUGCACGCAGCCUGCCAUGCUCACUCCGUCUAUGGCAAGGCUUUCUCGGCUUUCGGCAGGGAGCUCGACAUGAUGACUCAAGACUCCCUGCGCUUCUACAAGUCCCACGCCGUCUACCCUCAGUUCGGCGGCGUGGUCUUUGACCGCGAAGAAGGCCAGCGGAUUGCAGAGCACCUUGGUGACGGCAAGGCUGUUAUUCUGCAGAACCACGGCCUCCUCACAGUCGGCAACACGAUCGACGCCGCGGCUUUCUGGUUCAUCUCGUUGGACAAGACAUGCCAUGCGCAGUUGCUGGUCGAUGCUGCUGAGCAAGGCAGCGGGCAUAAGAAGACCCUCAUCCCUGAUGAGGAGGCGAAGUACUCCUACCAGCAAGUCGGGACGCAGGAGAAGGGCUUCCUGGCUUUCCAGCCGUAUUACGAUGAGUGUCUGGCGAAGACGAAUGGGUCGUUCUUGAAGUAG